CCCCCCCGCCCCGCCUCUUGUCUGCCCCAUUCACGCCUGACCGCUGCACGAUUCACGAACUCCAAUAACGACACACUACAACGCCCUAACGACAACGACACAACACAACCCCACAACCACGCCCUAACGACAACGACACACCACAACCCCACAACCACGGCCCAACGGCCACCUUCACGAUGACGACCUUCCACCCCCACCACCCCGAGCACGCCCCACCGUCGUACCUCGACCGAGACACAGACCUCGUCUCCCUCCGCAGCGCCGCACCCUCCUACACCUCCUCCCUCCCACCCACCUACUCCCCACGAACCUACACCUCCCUGAUCCCGGCGCACAUGAGCAGCACGCCAGAGCUGAUCCCAGCGCACCACGCCUACAACGUGGCGUCGUGGCCGUCUCUCUCCAACCAAUCGCAGUCGCGCGCGUACCUGAACGUAGCUGCGCGGCGGGCGCGGCGGGCGCAGGAAGAGGCGCAGGCGGGAAUCGAGGCGGAUGCGGUGCGGCGCGCCCUGCGGAUGGGGAUGGGGCAGGGGUCGGCGGCAGGCGCGAGUCGGGCGAGGCUGGAUGCUAUGCUUGAGGAGGAGGGGGAUGCCGUGGGCUUUGAGGAUGCGCUAAGGAUGGAGAGCAGGAGCUGGGAUUUCUUUACGGCCCAGAUGAGUGAUUGGGAGCAUCGGCAGGUUAGCUGGAAGGCGUUUAAGGCGAGGCAUGAGAAGGGGAGUGGGAGUGCGAACGGGAAGGGCAAGAAGGGGAAGGGGAAGGCGAGUCGCUGGGGGUUCUAUGGUCGCCUCGGGUAGGCGGGAUUGUGGUUUGUCCUUCCGCCCUUUCUUUUUGGUUUAUCUAUGCUACAAAGGGAGUUUUGUUGCUUUCCGAAAUGUCGGCUUUUUUGUCCUUCUCUUUCCCUUCUGUCGGGCGCUGGUUCGGGUGUCGCUGAUUUAUCCCGUGUGUGUUCUUUUCUUCUUUUCUUUUCUUUUCUUUUCUUUUCUUUU
This is a messenger RNA of Tricharina praecox, 989 nucleotides long. RefSeq lists its product as uncharacterized. The transcript has a single exon. The record is from RefSeq and is a predicted model, not a curated record. Lineage: Eukaryota; Fungi; Ascomycota; Pezizomycetes; Pezizales; Pyronemataceae. The coding region runs from base 180 to 797 and encodes 205 amino acids.